Messenger RNA from Charadrius vociferus (killdeer), 1393 nucleotides. RefSeq names its product SWI/SNF related, matrix associated, actin dependent regulator of chromatin, subfamily e, member 1 (gene SMARCE1). Gene Ontology annotation, biological process: negative regulation of DNA-templated transcription. Lineage: Eukaryota; Metazoa; Chordata; Aves; Charadriiformes; Charadriidae. Gene Ontology annotation, cellular component: SWI/SNF complex. Bases 46 to 1284 code for a protein of 412 amino acids. The transcript has 10 exons. Gene Ontology annotation, molecular function: nuclear receptor binding; nucleosomal DNA binding. The record is from RefSeq and is a predicted model, not a curated record.
GAAGUACAAAUAUAAUGUCAGGUGGCUGAAAAUUUGUCUGUCAAAAUGUCAAAAAGGCCAUCUUAUGCCCCACCUCCUACCCCAGCUCCUGCAACCCAAAUGCCCAGCACACCAGGGUUUGUGGGAUACAAUCCAUACAGCCAUCUGGCCUACAACAACUACAGGCUGGGAGGGAACCCGGGCACCAACAGCCGGGUCACGGCUUCCUCUGGUAUUACCAUUCCAAAGCCCCCCAAACCCCCAGACAAGCCCCUGAUGCCCUACAUGAGGUACAGCCGGAAGGUCUGGGACCAAGUGAAGGCGUCCAAUCCUGAUUUGAAGUUAUGGGAAAUUGGCAAGAUUAUUGGAGGAAUGUGGCGAGAUCUCACUGAUGAAGAGAAGCAAGAGUAUUUGAAUGAAUAUGAAGCUGAAAAGAUAGAGUACAAUGAGUCCAUGAAGGCCUACCAUAACUCUCCUGCGUACCUUGCCUACAUCAACGCAAAAAGUCGUGCUGAGGCAGCGUUGGAAGAAGAAAGCCGCCAAAGGCAGUCGCGCAUGGAGAAGGGCGAACCUUACAUGAGUAUACAGCCCGCGGAAGACCCAGACGAUUACGACGAUGGAUUUUCUAUGAAGCACACAGCCACAGCUCGGUUCCAAAGAAACCAUCGUCUCAUCAGUGAGAUCCUGAGUGAAAGUGUGGUGCCCGAUGUCCGCUCUGUCGUCACUACAGCCAGAAUGCAAGUUCUUAAACGCCAGGUUCAGUCUUUAAUGGUUCAUCAGCGUAAACUAGAGGCUGAGCUUCUGCAAAUUGAAGAGCGUCACCAGGAAAAGAAGAGGAAGUUUUUGGAAAGCACAGAAUCCUUUAACAACGAGCUUAAAAGGUUAUGCAGUUUGAAAGUGGAAGUGGACAUGGAAAAAAUUGCAGCUGAAAUUGCUCAAGCUGAGGAACAGGCUCGCAAGAGGCAGGAGGAAAGGGAAAAAGAAGCAGCGGAGCAAGCCGAGCGCAGUCAAAAUAACAUCGCAGCUGAGGAAGAACAGGCAGCUAACAAGAUAGAGGAGAAGAAGGAAGAGGAGAGUGCUCCAAUGGAGACAGAAGAGCCUCACCCAGAAGAGAGCACAGAAAACCAGCAGAACGGUGAAGAAGGAACAUCUACCCCAGAUGAUAAGGAGAGCGGCCAAGAAGGGGUCGAUAGUACAGCGGAGGAGGGGACCAGUGACAGCAACACUGGGUCGGAGAGCAAUAGCGCGACAGUUGAAGAGCCUCCCGCAGACCCCACCGCUGAGGAUAGCGAGAAGAAAGAAUAAAUAUUGACUUACUUCAUGUGUCUUUUUAAUGAAGUACUGUUUUGAUUUCAAAAUGUGCUCACGGCUUUUGUAUCUCCCUUGCCUCUAUCACUCGUCUCCAAAGGGUUUU